This is a messenger RNA of Salvelinus sp. IW2-2015, 6759 nucleotides long. Lineage: Eukaryota; Metazoa; Chordata; Actinopteri; Salmoniformes; Salmonidae. The record is from RefSeq and is a predicted model, not a curated record.
AUGUGCCCCAGAGCCUCUCAGGGCCUCCGCACUUAUUGCGCGCAUCUGCUGGUAGCUUCCUUGCUGGUGUCCAUGACGAUGUCAAGCUCACCUGUUGCAGGCGGUGUAGACUCCAACGGAACGACAGCAGCACGGUUCUCAUCACGGUCGUCAUCACGGUCGUCAUCGUCACCCUCUUCCAGAUGGCCAGGUGCCAGCCCACCCAAAGACACUGGUCACCCUGGUAACACUGACGCUGCCUCAGUGGAYGAUGAAGCUCAGGGCAUACACCUCCUACUGAGACCCCCGGACCUGCUGUCCCCCAGUCACCCCCCUCCUCUGCCCCCCCACAGCCAGCCCACCCUCACCCCUCCCCCACCCUGGGAGCACGCCCCCUCCCUAGAGGAGGCCUGGGGCUCCGGAGACUACCUGGAAACGCUUUCCUUCAUGGGCCCAGAGGGGGAGGAACUGGCCCUGGCCACAACAUUACCCAGCCACACCUACGACCCUGGCGACGGGGCCUCCUACGACACCUCCUUCCCCUCCCGCCCAACACUCCCCCUGUCCUCCAGCCUCCUCCGACCCUCUACGUCCCCCACCUCCCCCCUCCGGGAGGGUCUCCCCUUCACCCACCCUGCCCAGCCUGAGGGAUACCCUCACUGGGAUGAAGAAGACUAUGACCUGGGGGACAUGUUUCCUCUAGAGCCCACGGAGCUGCUGCUGCCGGAUAUGAACACGGGUCCCACCCCGCCCCUGACCCUCUCACCCACUCCCUGGGAUGGUCAAGGUACCCUCACCCCUGGAGUUAGACCCGCCUCCAGAGUACCCCCUCAGCCUCCUGUUCUGCGGCCCAGAGUCCCCCCAGCUACCCCUGGCAGACACCCUCCACUGCCCCCCUCGAACACCACCAGCCUGGCUCGCCCCCCCAUGCUGCGACCUCCAGGGAGGGACCCCAUAAAACCACCACCACCUGUGACCGAGGUCCCCAGCAACCGACCGACGACCACUACCAAGGCAACCACUGUUACCACGACAACCACUGGCACCCUGGCGAGCAUCACCUGGACUCCCCCAGUUCAGGCCCCUCCAGGACGCCAGUACCUGUGUAACGUCACCAAGCCUGACAUGUACCUGGUCAGAGUGGUGCUGCAGUUCGUGCCCAGUCACGUSGAUGUGCGUGUGUGUAACUUCAGUGAGCGAGUGGAGAGAGGAUUGCUGAUGGCCUACACAGAGACACGCAGACGCGCACACGAAUUUGGCAACGUUACUGUACAGCUUCUGAACAUCACCAUGGGUCAGGCCAAGCCACAGGGUGACCAGAAGGUUCCGGUGGACAUCACGUUUGCGUUGCGUGAUGGACGGGGCUACCUGUUAGGGUCAGAGGUCAGCGCUCACCUGAGACACCUAAGCACGGUGGAGUUCAGCUUCUACCUGGGCUUCCCCGCGCUGCAGAUCGCUGAACCCUUCCACUACCCCGAGCUGAACGUUUCUCACCAUCUACGCUCCUCCUGGGUCCGCACAGUGUUACUGGGUGUCCAGGAGCAGACGGUGACUGAGCGGAGCUUCAAGGCUCGUCUGGAGCGCCGUCUGGCCCUGCUGCUGGAGGAGGGGCUGGGGGAGGGGAGUCAACGACCCCGCUGGAAAAGAUCCACGGCCGUGGGUAACAACAGCUUACAGGUGGUGCGUGUGUCGAGACUGGCAGGUUCAGGGCGUUCUCUGGAAGUGGUGUAUUUCGUGGAGGGACCAGGGGGGGAGAGAGUUCCUGCUGAUGCCACCGCUGCCGCCCUCAACCGCCUGGAGCUGCAACGGGCUGCCAUCGUACUGGGGCACCGCGUCCAGAGACCCCUUGCCCAGCCUGUGGAGACGCUGACAGUGCCCCCGUCUGAGACUCAGAGCAGCAGUGUCUGGCUGAUUGUGGGGGUGGUGGUGCCUGUCCUGCUGGCUAUCUUCAUCAUCAUCAUCCUCUACUGGAAACUGUGCGGCUCGGAGAAGCUGGAGUUCCAGCCUGACGCCAUCAACACCAUCCAGCAGAGACAGAAGCUGCAGGCUCCCAGUGUGAAAGGGUUUGACUUCGCCAAGCUCCACCUGGGGCAGCACAGUAAGGAUGACAUCAUGGUGAUCCAGGAGCCUGGUGCCCUCCCUGUGCCCAUCAAAGAGGCCACCCCCUCUGAAGGAGGGGAUGUCAACACUCCCAAAUCCAAGGGCUCCUCCACCAAGGCUGCCCGCGCUAACCGCCGUAGGGGGAGACUGUCCCCGUCAGAUGGUGACUCGUUAGGUAGCGACCAAUCGAGUGGCAGAGAGUCUGCAGAGGAGACCACCAGACAUGUGGCCACGCCCCACGAGGGGAAACCGCACCGAAACAAAACGCCCAAGAAUGGGAGGAAUAAGAUGGUCCCUCCCACAGGCAGUGGUCCAGAUGAGCUUCUCUCCUCUUCCUCCAUCUUCGACCACGUGGACCGUUUGUCCCGAGGCUCGUCUGACGGCAGGGCUCGCCAGGCCAACAAGGUCCAGCUGAUUGCCAUGCAGCCCCGGCCCAGCCCACCACAACACUCACACAGCCCCACCAUCACAGAGAGGGUCAGCGCAGAGGUGGCUCUGAGACAUAAGUCGGAGAUCGAGCACCACAGGAACAAGCUGCGUCAGCGGGCUAAGAGGCGGGGCCAGUGUGAGUUCCCCUCUAUGGAUGACAUCCUGGAUGCCUUCGGGCAGGCGCAGGAGGAGGCGGGGCAGGGAGGGUGUCCACAGCGCCUCUACAGCUCAGCCCAUGACCACAUGGACAGCAUCYUGCACACCGACCCCCCCUCRCCCCCYACCCCAGGGGAAUCCAGGAAGAGGGGGAGGCGCUCUCCUCGGGGCCGGCGGAGGCAGCAGGGGAACGGCAGUCUACCAGACACAGACAGACUGACGGACAGAGACCGCCUGCUCACAGACAACAGCGCCACCUACAGGAAAUACCCUGGACUCAACAAUGUGGCCUACAUGUCGGACCCGGAUCUACCUCCAGACCACGGCAGCCCCUCCCCUAACGAUGAGGUGUUUGAACACGCACCUCCCCCGCCACCCUACGUGCCCCCCCAGCCGUCCAUCGAGGAGGCGCGGCAACAGAUGCACUCCCUAUUGGACGAUGCCUUCGCCCUGGUGUCACCCUCCUCCCAGGGCAGCGUCAGUGUCGGGGUCACGCAGGUCAGCACCGCCCUGCCGAGCCCCUCUCCCUCCCCACAGACACGCCCAUCACGCCAGUGGGGCUCCUACCCCGCAGCCCCCACACACAGCCCCUUCUCUGCGAGGUAUGCAGAGUUGGGGAUGUCUCCCUCGUCAGUACAAGGCCUGUUGCAGAGGCAGGGCCUGGGUUCGGGGGCCUAUGUUACUGCAGAGGAGCAGCUGCAAGAGUCUGUCUACGCCAACAGGGGGCAGUAUGAAGAGCCUCCCUCCUCCUCCAGACCUCGGCCUGUUGGGGGGAGCACAGGUGCUCAGCUGCAUCACCUGACUCAGGUGGGCUUGUCAAGCCGGAUCAGUGCGUACCCUGGGGUGGGCCGCAGCGUCUCUGGGCCAACAGGCUCCAGCUGGAACCAGCAGCCUUUAGAACAGGACCUCUCCGGACCUGGAGCCAGCAGAGAGAGUGUCCUGUCGUUCCCUGAGUUCUCCUCCCCCGCUGUGUUUCAGAUGCCCAGCUCCUCUCUGGGAGACCAUUCUGUCCCCCCGAUGCUCCUGGCCCCUCCCACUCCAGAGUUCCCCCUAGAAGAGUCCUCCCCCUCAGCCCAAAGCUCCGCCUCCCUCAUCAAGGCCAUCAGGGAGGAGCUACGACGACUCGCCCAGAAACAGGUUGCUGUGGCCGGCACCUACUCCUAGACCAGUGUGAGCCCCUACCCCAUAACUGGUCCGAACCAGUUUGAACUACUCAUCCUAAACAAGUAUGGACCAAUCGGAACCACUACCCCAAACUAGUUUGAAACAGUCAGAACCACUUGCCCUAAACUGGUCUAAAGAGGCUUACACUGCUUUUCAUAAGCUGGUCUGAACAAGACUCAGCCAGUCUGCAACAGAUACGAUUUCCUUACAACAAUAACAUCACUGUUCUUUAAAGGGUUCUUCUCUCUGUAAAGGUUCCUCAUUCUACAGCACAGUGUUUCCACUGGACGGGAGGAUCGAGUGCUUCCGCGAGAGGGGCCGUCUCUCCCCUUCCUGACCUCCUGUAUGUGGUGCUAAACCUCAGCGUAAUGUCUCCUGUCAUUAAGUUAACCACGCAUUGCCUUCAACAUACAUUCAUCAUCAGCCAUGUUGGUGAGGUCUUCUCCAUUCAUCAGCCAUAUUGGUGAGGUCUUGCACUGUAGAGAGAGUUGGAGACUUGGAGUAUAGUGUACUUUGGGCAUGGGGGAUUUUAAUAUAUAGAUGAAAAAAGUAUAUAAAAAUGAAAAUAUUAUAUGUAAAGAGAUAUAAAAAUCCCAAGUGAGCACAAUAUGAAUUAAUAAGAGUGACCAAUGGAGUAUUGAAAUUGUAUUUAUUUUUUAUUGCUCUGAAAGUAUACUUUUAAAUCCUUUAUUUUGACCAAAGACCAAUACUGUUUGGAUGUUCUAUGGCUGUAUUCUCCCUGUGUUAGCGCUCACUUUUGCCGUGGAGCUGAUCAUAACGUUGUCUAUCGCAGUGGAGACGUCGCUUAGCAUAGUCGCUCGCUGCUCGUGCGUUCAUGUGUUGCUUGUACAAAAAUGGAGAAAAAAAAUGUAUUAUACGUUGCAGAUAUAUAACGUGUGUAUAUAUAGCGCUUUUCAGUAGGUGUCAAAAGACUUGACAUGGGGCUAACCUAUCCCAUCCACCACCAAUGUGACUUUCUGCGGCAGAACUCUCACAGAACAAAGGCAUUUCUGUGGUGACGAUUGACUGUCCAAUUGUGAUAGUGUUUCUCUUGGUGGGAAGAGCUGGAAAACCACUCAUGCUUGACAACCACAGAAAAUAGGCUACCUGUGAAAUUUAAGAUUGAAAUAGGAAUGAUUUUACAGCACAUCGACAUAAGGUGAUUUGGGGAAUUUUGAUGGGAUGGUUUAUAGUGAGUGAAAAACACCUACAUUUCCAAUUUUCCCCAAAUAGCUUCCUCUCCUUAUCUCCUUUCCUUAGUCAACUAUUAUCCAAAUGGAUGUAAAGGUGAACCUCUCGAAGAGGUGAAUUUAGGAAACAAAGCCAUUUAGGACAAAUGGACAUACUAUACUCUAGCAGUUGGUGGGUUUGGUGGUGGUUAAGUGCUCUUUGUCUCCAUCUGCUGGUGGUAUGGCUGCAUGGCUGGCUUCCAUCUUUGCUUCAGGUUGUUUUCUCUGAGGUCUUAUUGUAUUGAGUUUGGUCAAUGGUCAGUAAUGUGUGGGUUUGUGCAGGCAAGAGAAGGCUUGCCCAUCCAGCUCUGUGCUCUAGCUAUCUACAGCAUGUUGACUAUGUUUGAGGCUUGGCUAGCUAGCUAUUAGUGAUGUGACUGUUGUUGUUGUCUUCUCUCAGGCAUUCUGCUAAAAUAAGUACACAAUUUUUUUUUCAACAAAAGUUAAACUGAAGAGUUGUAACACACAAGUAAAGAGUGAGGAGUGUUAUACAGUGCCAUCCGAACCUGAUCCAUCCAAGCACAUAAUACAUCAUGAUAAUCAAGCAGUAGAAAAGAUGCACUAUGUAAGUGUCAUUCUGUUAUACUCUUGUUUUGCCUUUUCUAAUAUUUUUUUUUAACCUAAAUGAAAAUAAAUACAGUAUAUAAAAUAAAUAUUAGCGUAAAAUAUGUCAAACUAUUUUAUCUGUGAUUGCUCAAUUAUAUGGACAACCUUUCAACGGAAGGACUAACACACCUUCCCUGUGGACCAAUCCUGAUUCAUAACUCUUCAUCUGCUGGGACUUAUAAACCUUCCUGAUUGGACCUGGCACCUGUCAAUAAGGCGGUGGGACUAUACACAGUGGAGUCACAGAGAUGUGUGUGCGAACAACAAACCGAUUCACCUGGUGCUACUAAGUAACUUACAGUAACAGACCCUUCACUCCCUCUGUACAGGGGUUUGGAGUGUGCUGAUGUCUCCUCAGUCUAACAGCAUCUCACACACAGCCUAUACCGACAUGGGGAGCACAGACACACACUGCCAACAGGGAAAACACACACACUCAGAAUUUGAUAUUCCUGUCUAAAAAGAUAGGAUUCACUUCAAACUCUGGACUUUGAGUAGCUGCAGCACCUCCUGAAUGUUUCAUAGUUCUGUGUUUUAUAGAUCUGUGAUUCAGACACCAGAGUGUCGGAGCAGGCUUGUUGUUGGCCCUAAUGCCCUGAGAUCAUACCCCUAUACUCUGUCUCUCUGUCCCCAGAGGGUAUGUGUUUUGUCUACUAUUGAGACUGGGGCGGGCCCAUCUAUAGGCCACACCCUGGGGCGUAUCUUCGACAUUGUAGUAGACGCUCAGGUGUGUUAAAUGUCAGACAAGGGUGGGGUUCCUGCCCGACUACAUUCACAGACGUUGCAUUGCAUCAACGACUGCUCAGUCGGGCAUCGAAUUUCUAUAUCACAUGUGGUUAACUGAUAUGUUAAACACCUAUCCAGUUGUUGUGAGGUCUGGCAUGUGUCUGCAAUGUUGUCGGGCAGGAACACCACCAAUACCUGUUUUACAGCUCUCUCUCGCCCUCCCACUCUUCAUACCCCUCGCUCUCUCCCCUCCUUCCCCUUCUCUCUCUCUAUCCCUCUCUUUCUCCUCCCUCUGAGCUGCAUCCCUGUGGUGUAUAGAGUCUGAAUGAUGUGUAAAUCAAACAUUAAAGAAAUGAUGUGUUUAAAGUCA